AUGGUAAUCAAAUUUGGAAUGGUACCAAAUGGCGUUCACUACGACAAGGUAAUACCCGUGGAUGACAUCUUUCAAGGAGAGUUUACCAACUACAACAGUUUUGUGGAAUUUGUGCUGCAACGAAAUAACAUGGCAUUGGCUAGGACAUUUUAUUUCCCUGCCUCGUUUAGCAGUGUUCAGGCUAUCAAAGAUCCUCAGAUACAAAUCCUUAUUUCCAAUGUAUUUUGCAGCUCCCAAGUCAACGUCAAAAUGAACAGCUACAGUCUGACACUGAACGCCAAAUAUCCGGCAAUAUUUGUCUACAUAGAAUUAAUAUUGGAAAAUCACCCCGACAUCAAGCAUUAUAAAUUUUCGAAAAAUGGUUUUAUGAUGACUUCAUCGAGUUGUGUUCUUCAUCUCGAAUUCGAGGCAAAGGAAUGCGUUCGACUGAAUGCCAAAGAUUUUAAAAUAAUGACAGUUAAUCAGUUUAUGAAGCUUUAAAUUGGUUGCCACCAAGGAAAAAAUAGGUUAAUGAGUUAAGAACUUUGUAAAACUUGAAUA
Messenger RNA from Musca domestica (house fly), 540 nucleotides. RefSeq lists its product as uncharacterized. The coding region runs from base 1 to 480 and encodes 159 amino acids. Lineage: Eukaryota; Metazoa; Arthropoda; Insecta; Diptera; Muscidae. The record is from RefSeq and is a predicted model, not a curated record. The transcript is spliced from 3 exons.